Seminavis robusta is the source of this 2049-nucleotide messenger RNA. NCBI's taxonomy places the organism in Eukaryota, Bacillariophyta, Bacillariophyceae, Naviculales, Naviculaceae. The record is from the annotation of a GenBank genome assembly.
AUGAAUCCUUGGAACGUCUGUGGUCCCUACUGUGUGUUGGACUGGUCGACCGAUGCAGAGGGUUAUCUAUGCGGGGAUCGCAUCGAAUACUUGAUCGAGCAGCGAAACUAUGCGUCCAGCAAGGCAUGUCGCACUGUGGCCAAGUCUCAAUUCCCUCAUAUAUGUGGCAACUGUGAUCCUGAUGCGGAAAAGCCAAUAGAACCGGCAGAAGGCAUACUGGCACCCAAAAUCGCUCCGUUCUGUGGCUGUGAUUCAUGUGACUCCAAUGUCUGGGAUACCAUUGCCGGGCUAUACUCUUGUGGUUCUAGAAUUGGCUACCUCCUGGAGCAACAUGCCAAUGUAUACACCAAUGAGCAGGAAGCCUGCCGUCGCGUAGGAGGGGAGGAGUUUCCUCAGGAAUGCGGUGCCUGCAACCCAGACUCUUGCACGAGGGGUGGUUCAGGAUUCAACCACCAGGGAGAUGAUGGACAACCUCGGCCACGACCACGACCGCAAAUGCAGCCGGAGCAAGAACCAACAGAAGAGGAGGAACCGCAGGAACAGGUGGAGGAUGAGGAAGAACCACCUCCCGAAGAUCCAGAAGAGCAAGAGCCACAAGAAACGACGCCUGAGGAAACGCCUCAGGAAUCGCUGGAGAGGCCAACGUUACAGGGUCCACCACCGGAUAAUUCAUCGCUGCAGCAGGAGGAAGCAGUAGAAACAGAGGAAGAGACAUCACUCCACUCACCUCCGAUGGAAUUGUACUGUUACCCUCCUUUUGAAGAAAGAACGAUAUAUAACAACGUCUUUGGGAACUAUUGGGUGGAAGUCAAAGAGGGGGAUAAAUGUGGGCCAUCUGAUAAUCUUUUUACAAAGGAGGCGGUUUCAGUCAGCAAUGACCUCUCGGAACUAACCCUGACAAUGGGCAGACAACCUGAUGGACGAUGGUCGGGCAGCGAAGUGCGCAUUCUGCUUCCAGAACCCAACGACUACUAUGACUAUGGAACCUACAGAUUUUCCGUGAAGACCAUCGAAGUUCGUGAUACUGUCACCAACACUAUCGUCAGCAAUCGGCUCCCUAUCAGUGUCAUUUUGGGGCUCUUUACAUGGGACGAUACACAAGACUUCAGCAAAAGAGCAGAAGAGAAUUGGAUGCAUGAAGUAGAUGUGGAGAUAUCCCAAUGGAAUAUCCCCAACAAUGAAGAUGUCCAGUUCUUGGUUCAGCCGCCAGGAUCACCCCAAAAGUAUCGAUUCUAUAGUGGUUCUUCACCCACUGUACCAGCCUACAAGCAAGCCCCGAAUACAUAUGAGUUUGACUGGAAUCCAGCUGAGAUUACAUGGUCUUCAAGUGCUGGUGGUGGGCAAACCUUCACUUAUUCAACACAAGAUGCUCUGGAUUCUGGUCAACCUGACUACACACAGUGCAUGCCAGCCAAUGUGGAGGUACGCAUCAAUCUUUGGCACCUGUUCGGUUCCUCUCCCCCAGCUGGGCUCGAAGAUACACAUGAAGUGAGAGUGGUCAUUGAUGACUUCUACUAUGAGCCAUCUGGCAUUCAAGCAGUUCCAGACGGAGGGGUUUGUUCCAAGGAUUGUCAUUGUGGGGGACCACCAUUUGUCUGCAUCAACAAUAGAUGCACAGAAGGAAAUGAAAACAUUGCAGCUUCGGCAAGCGGCGCGGCCACGGAAGAAUCGUCCUGGGGCCAGCGACAUCCUGGGGCAGUGACAGGGAUUCUUAUGAUGUUAAUUUUGGCUCUGCUAAUCAUUGGAUUGGUCGUUUACCGACGCCGAGCAGAAAAACGUGAAGCUCAUGAUAGCUUUGAUUCUGAUAACGAAAAUGACUGGGAUGUUGCGGACGAGGAAGAAGUUGAACUGGAGCUGGCAAUGAACAAGACACUGAAAACUAGCAAUGGCUUGCAAAAGCCUUCGGAGGACGUUGGUUCAUUCAUGGCAAUAUACCCAACGUCGACUAUGACGUUGCCGAGUGACGACGAAAGCGAAGAAAGUGGCCCAGCACCACCGCCAAACGGAAGUGACCGCUACGCAAUGAGGAGAGUGAGAAUUGUAGAAUAA